Messenger RNA from Ipomoea triloba (trilobed morning glory), 2779 nucleotides. Its product is annotated as CSC1-like protein At4g35870. The transcript has a single exon. Gene Ontology annotation, molecular function: calcium-activated cation channel activity. Gene Ontology annotation, cellular component: plasma membrane. Bases 185 to 2707 code for a protein of 840 amino acids. Lineage: Eukaryota; Viridiplantae; Streptophyta; Magnoliopsida; Solanales; Convolvulaceae. The record is from RefSeq and is a predicted model, not a curated record.
AAGAAGGAAUCCUGAAAGGCACAUUCUCAACUCCUCUCCCAAUUUCAAUCCUCGACCUAGAACUUCUUCCUCUCCUAAUAAAAAAUCAAAAUCGAUUGACCCGAUUUCCAAAACCAAUGGAUCCGGAAUUCUGUUAUCCGAAACCCGAAUCAACUAUUUUCCCAAUUCACAAGCCCUACCUGUGAUGUUGAGAUACAUGGCAAUCCCUAAAUUGAUUUCCUCACCUUCCGUAUACGCGCCUCAGUCGUCGCCGGGGAUGGAUUCCACGCUCUCUCCGCCGCCCUCCGGCGGAGAUGGAGACUUCGAUUUCGGUACAGCAUGGUACGGCAACAUACAGUACCUGCUUAACAUCUCCGCCAUCGGAGCCCUCACAUGUCUCCUCAUCUUUGUGUUAAUUAAGCUUCGCAGCGACCACAGGCGCAUGCCGGGGCCCACCGCUAUCGUCUCCAAGCUCCUCGCUGCCUGGCACGCCACCGGCGGUGAGAUCGCCCGCCACUGUGGUGCCGACGCCGCCCAGUUCCUCAUCAUUGAAGGUGGAAGCUCCGGCAUUCUUCUAUUCCUCGCGAUUCUGGCCGUCGCUGUGAUGCUUCCGCUGAAUAUGUACGCUGGGAAGGCUCCAAUUGCUGAUCAGUUCUCCAAAACUACUAUCAAUCAUAUAGAAAAAGGUUCGCCUUUGCUCUGGAUUCACUUUAUUUUUGUUGUAGUUGUCGUUCUCUUCGUGCAUCACGGUAUAAAUCAACUUCAACUGAGGUUGAAAGUAACUAGGUUUAGAGAUGUGUAUGGUAAUCCGAGUCAACCAAGUGCAAAUUCUAGUGCAAUUUUUACUAUAAUGGUACAGGGCAUACCUAAAACGUUAGGGUUUGAUAAGACACCAUUGGUGGAUUAUUUUCAGCACAAGUACCCUGGCAAAGUAUAUAGAGUAAUUGUGCCUAUGGAUUUGUGUGCAUUGGAUGAUUUAGUUACAGAAUUGGUGAAAGUUCGGGAAGACAUUUCUAAAUUGGUAGCACAGAUUGAGUCCCGGGGCAUGUUUGGUGAGGCCGAGGAUGAUGAUAUUGGAGGGGGUGAAAGUGGUUUACUGGAGAGGUUGUGUGACAUAUGGAGGAGAUGCAAAGAGUUAUGGUAUCAAGUUGCUAAUCAGCUGGGUUUCUCAUAUGAGGAGAGAUUGAGAAAGUUGCAAGAAUUGAGGGCUGAUCUGGAAAUGGAAAUGGCAUCCUACAAAGAUGGACGAGCCCGGGGAGCUGGGGUCGCGUUUGUGGUCUUUAAGGAUGUAUAUACAGCUAAUAAGGCAGUUCAGGAUCUUCGCAAUGAGAAGAGAAGGCGAUAUGGAAGAUUCUUUUCUGUCACAGAGUUGCAACUUCAGAGAAACCAGUGGAAAGUAGAGAGAGCCCCCCUGGCAACUGACAUAUAUUGGAAUCAUCUGGGAUCUACAAAGUUCUCACUGAAAUUACGCAGGGUGUUUGUAAAUACAUGCCUGCUGUUGAUGCUUUUGUUUUGCAGUUCCCCCCUUGCCAUCAUUAGUGCCAUUGAGAGUGCAUGGAGAAUAAUUAAUGCAGAGGCAAUGGAUAAUGCACAGAUGUGGCUUGCUUGGGUGCAGAGCUCAAGCUGGUUUGCUGCCAUAGUCUUUCAGUUUCUGCCUAAUGUUCUUAUUUUUGUUAGCAUGUACAUCAUCAUCCCAUCAGUUCUAUCUUAUCUUUCUAAAUUUGAACGACAUCUUACUGUGUCUGGAGAGCAAAGAGCGGCAUUAUUGAAAAUGGUUUGCUUCUUUCUUGUAAAUCUUAUUCUACUUAGAGCUCUCGUGGAGUCCUCACUUGAGAGUGCACUUUUAAAGAUGGGCCAAUGUUAUUUGGACGGGCAAGAUUGCAAAAGGAUUGAGGAGUAUAUGAGUUCUUCUUUUUUGACCAAGACAUGCCUCUCAUCUCUUGCAUUCUUAAUCACGAGCACUUUUUUGGGUAUAUCUUUCGAUUUGCUGGCGCCAAUACCCUGGAUCAAGAAGCGGCUUCAGAAGUUCAGGAAAAAUGACAUGGUUCAGCUAGUACCAGAACGCAGCGAGGAUUAUCCAUUAGAAAAUCAAGAUGUAGAUACUCUGAGCAGGCCCUUAAUUUCUGAAAGGACAUCAUAUGUGGUUUCUGGUGAGGUUGGGAAUGGGAUUCUCCGUGAUUCCUCUCAACAUGACAUCGAUUUCCCUGCACAAAAUCUGUCUGAAUAUCCUCCAGUCAGCCGAACCUCCCCUGUCCCCAAACAGACAUUUGAUUUUGCACAAUAUUAUGCUUUUAAUCUGACGAUAUUUGCCCUGACCCUGCUCUAUUCUGCAUUUGCUCCACUUGUGGUUCCCGUGGGUGGAAUUUACUUCGGAUACAGAUAUGUUGUUGACAAGUACAACUUCCUCUUCGUCUACAGAGUCCGAGGAUUCCCUGCCGGUAACGAUGGGAGCUUGAUGGAUAGAGUGUUGUGUAUCAUGCGCUUCUGCGUCGUCUUAUUCCUCCUAUCAAUGCUGCUGUUCUUCUCAGUUCGCGGAGACUCCACAAAGCUUCAAGCUAUUUUCACACUAUUGUUGCUUGUAGCUUACAAAUUGUUGCCCAGUGAUAACGACGGUUUUGAGCCAGCUUUAUUGCAAGGCAUACAGACUGUCGACAACAUUGUUGAUGGACCCAUUGAUUAUGAGGUGUUCUCACAACCUGCAUUUGAAUGGGAUUCUUAUGCUCAAUGAUAUAUGUGCUUUUUAGUUUCUUCUUGUCAGUUUGUAUAUAUGAUCUCUUCUUUUAUAGCAUUUGCUUCCUCA